UGUGGCUUUAUUGUCUAUUUAAAUAACUUAACCCUUUAAGUAUGAAGAGAAAAGAAAGGACAAAAGUCAAGUACAGUAAACUAGUCAGCAUUUCAAAUGAUAGAGAAGAUGAGUAUCAUGACGACCAGUUCACAGAAAACAGUCCAGUCAAGAUACCUGUUCGUUCCAUAGUCUUGGCCACGUUCCUAUUUCUUGUUGGUAGUGUGUUACUGAUACUGGCUGGUCUAUUGAUUGGUGGAGUGUUUGGUGAUACACCUGAUGCUAGUUCAGCCCCUCUACUACUAAUAGGCUCCAUUACGUUUAUUCCUGGUUUUUAUCAUGUCCGGCUAGCGUAUUAUGCAUGGAAAGGCUACCACGGUUACUCGUUCAGUGACAUACCUAGUUAUGAUGACUGAAAUAUUAUGUCUUUGUCACUUUUUAAAUGCAAAUGAUUGUUAUUGAAAUGAUUGUUAUUGAAAUCAUGUUACAAUUUUAUAGGAAUUAUUAUAACUUAGUCU
Amphimedon queenslandica is the source of this 497-nucleotide messenger RNA. Its product is annotated as transmembrane protein 230-like. Bases 42 to 395 code for a protein of 117 amino acids. The transcript has a single exon. Gene Ontology annotation, cellular component: endomembrane system. The record is from RefSeq and is a predicted model, not a curated record. NCBI's taxonomy places the organism in Eukaryota, Metazoa, Porifera, Demospongiae, Haplosclerida, Niphatidae.